Messenger RNA from Rhodofomes roseus, 1056 nucleotides. RefSeq lists its product as uncharacterized. The annotation marks the transcript as partial. NCBI's taxonomy places the organism in Eukaryota, Fungi, Basidiomycota, Agaricomycetes, Polyporales, Fomitopsidaceae. The record is from RefSeq and is a predicted model, not a curated record. The transcript has a single exon.
UUACACUUCAUCUGUGAAUCGGACACUCUUAGCACAGUAAUCAUACGCGACCUAAAGAAGUGGGAGAACCUCGACUGGAGAGGAAUUACUAACCGGGGAGCAUGGAAAGCUCUGGUGAAUGUACUACGACAGAGAUGUGCAACAACCACCUUCCGCAAGGCGAAAGACAAGAUCGAAUGGGACCUAAUCGAUAAAGGAAGAUCAGCAGCGAGAAGGCUGACAAGCGAGAACGCAAUACAGACGAUAGAACUGAAGACGAUCCAUCACUUCAACCUGUCCGGAGUGAAACUGUCGAGCCUAACACAACGCCUAGCCUAUAGGAUGAUAAGGAUCACUAAACACACACAACGCCCUGCUACACAACGAAACCUUACCGCGAUAGCAACCGGCAUAGACUCCCCUAACGGAAACACCGCUUCCGAAGCCGAUAUAUGGACCAGCCUGAACACAAAUGAGAUAAGGAAGUCUGUCUCUGACUUCCUAUGGAAAUGCAUACAUAACGCUCACCGUUGUGGGGAGUUCUGGAAGAAGAUCCCAGAAUACGAAGAACGUGCUAUCUGCACAUACUGUGACACAACAGAAACAUUAGAACACAUAAUGACGCAAUGUCAAGCCCCAGGCUGUAACACCAUUUGGAACCUGGCAGGAACAGUAUGGAUGAGUAAACAAGCAGAAUGGACGAGACCUAGCUAUGAGGAGAUAAUGGGCGUUGGCCUUAAGAAAUGGUACACCGCGAAGAUGAAGCGCCGACCGACGGCCGAACGGUUCUGGAGGAUACUGAUAUCCGAAUCAGCAUACCUGAUAUGGUGCCUGAGAUGUGAACGUACGAUAGGGCACUCAGACGAACCGGGGUGGACUCACUCGAAGAAAGAAAUAGCGGCCAGAUGGACCUCCAUGCUGAAUAAACGCCUACAGCUGGACAUGUCGAUGACACACAGGAGAUUCGGCAGACAAGCGCUACGAAAGGACAUAGUCAUAGGAACAUGGAGAGGUACACUGCAGGAUGAAUAUGCUCUACCAGACGACUGGACGGGCACUAAAGGGGUUUUAGUGGGU